This is a messenger RNA of Ichthyophthirius multifiliis, 1167 nucleotides long. Its product is annotated as kelch motif family protein, putative. The transcript has 4 exons. The record is from RefSeq and is a predicted model, not a curated record. Gene Ontology annotation, cellular component: Golgi apparatus. NCBI's taxonomy places the organism in Eukaryota, Ciliophora, Oligohymenophorea, Hymenostomatida. Gene Ontology annotation, molecular function: protein binding.
AUGUACUUAAUAGGUGGUUGGAUAGAUAAAGGUUUAUAUUAAAGUAAUGUAAUAUAUAUUCUUGAUUUAGAUUCGUUAGAAUGGGAAAAAAAGCCUUCCAUAGGUCAAUAUCCAGGACCAUGUAAUAUGCAUACAGCAGAAGUUUAUGAAAAUUAAAUAUUUGUUUUUAGAGGAGGUGAUGGUUAAUAAUAUUUAAAUGAUUUACAUAGUUUAGAUAUAGAUACGUUUAAAUGGAUAGAAGUAUAAACAAAAAAUACAAAACCAUAGCCUAGGGCAAACCAUUCUUCGUGUUUAAUAAAAGAUGAAAUGUAUAUUUUUGGAGGUUGGGAUGGUUUUAAAAGAUUAAACGAUUUACACAAAUUGAAUUUAAGAAGUUUAGAAUGGCUAAAAAUUGAUGUAAAAAAUGACAUAUUACCACUUCCUAGGGCAGGAAUGAAAAUAUUACAUAUAGAAGAUAAUAUUUAUAUGUUUGGGGGAAGUGGGAAUGUUAAUAAUGGUCAAAACUAGUUAAUUUGUUAUAAUGAUUUUUGGAUUUUUUCAAUAAAAGAUAAUUAUUGGAAUUAAUGUAAAAUAUAGAUUAAAGGAUUGAAUACAAAUAGUUAAUAAUCUAUAUAGCCUAGAAGUGGUCAUUCGUUUAAUUUUUUUAAUGAUUAAAUCUAUGUUUUUGGGGGCAGUAAUGGAAACAACUAUUUUGAUAGUUAUAUAAUAUUUGAUGUUAACCCGAAGCCUUAAUUAAUUGCUAAUGAUAAUAUGGAUUUUGAUAAUUUUUUUUUAUAAAAUAUUUCUUCAUUUUAUAAUUAACCAUAAUUUUCUGAUAUUAUUAUUUUAGUAUAAAAUUAAUAAUUUUAUGCGCAUAAAAUAAUUUUAAGUUCAUUUUCCGAAAAUUUAAAAAUGAUGUUUACAGUAGGAAUGGCUGAAACUAAAGUAAAUUAAAUUUAAAUUUCUGAUAUAACUCCUCAUGUUUUUAGUAUUUUAUUAUAAGGUAUUUAUAAUAGAAAUCUGUCUUUAUAAAAAAAGAUAUGGAAAAUAUUGAUUUACUUUUUGAUGUUUAUAAAGCUAGUGAUCAGUUUUUGGUUGAAAAGAUUAAGUUUUAAGUUUAAUAAUAUAUAGCCUAAAUUAUUAAUUUUAAUAAUUAUAUGGAUAUUUUAAAAAAAGCUUAAUAGGUGA